AUGGGGAAGCUCUUAGAUGAGAUUUAUGAAAAAGCUCAAAGUUUACGACCUACAAUUAAUGAACUUCGAGAAGAACUUGAAACAUUACGACCUACAGUUCAUGAACUUCGAGACGAACUUGGAAGAUUACGAACUAUAGCUGAUGAACGUGAAGAAGAACUUGAAACAUUACGACCUACAGUUCAUGGACUUCGAGACGAACUUGGAAGAUUACGAACUAUAGCUGAUGAACGUGAAGAAGAAAUUGGAGGAUUACGACCUACAAUUAAUGAACUUCGAGUAGAACUUGGAAGAUUACGACCUACAGUUCGUGGACUUCCUGCAUUACCACUUCUUAUUGAAGAUUUACAAACAGUAUUAAGUGUACCUUUGGGUCUUACCAUCAGAGUACCUCAUUCAGAAAAACAAAGCGGAACCUAUGUCUUGUGCAAAUGUGAUGAAAAAACAGUCGGUGGAAAAGUAGAAUAUGUCUAUUAUGCGAUUAGAGCCCAAUUACAGAAUGUAGACACAUCUUAUGCAAAUCUGAAACAUGCUAAUCGUAAUCGUAAUAUCGAAAUAAUCAACAUUUGGACGUAUGUUCCAAACGCCAUACAUCUACAUUUAUUUGUAAGGCAACUAUUACAACUUUAUUGUACAUUUAAAAAGAAUUAUAUCCACUCUACCUUGCGUCCAGACGUUUUGAAAACCAGAAUUACCGAGAUUUACAAAAUUUAUAUCGUCGUAUACUUUCGCCAGAUCAUUGAGGCCUAUCCUUCCAUACGGGAUGAAGCUGAAAAUAUAAUUGAUGCAUUGAACAGGCUAAGAGGAAGAAUAUAG
Auanema sp. JU1783 is the source of this 816-nucleotide messenger RNA. Lineage: Eukaryota; Metazoa; Nematoda; Chromadorea; Rhabditida; Rhabditidae. The record is from the annotation of a GenBank genome assembly.